AUGACCGUCACCACCCCGGCCCCGACUCGCGAGCGCUUUGGCUAUCUCUUCGGCCACCCAAUCGCCCACUCCAUGUCCCCGUUGCUGCACCAGACCGUGUACGACGGCAUCGGCCUGAACUGGGAGCAGGAGAUGCUCGACUCCACAGACAUGCAGGACUUUCUCGAGCGGAUAAAAGACCCGCGGUUCUACGGCGCCGCCGUGACCAUGCCGCACAAAGUCGCCAUCCUCAAGCACGUCGACGCCCUCACCGACGAAGGCCGCGAAGUCGGCGCGUGCAACACGCUCUUCUUCCAGCACGACCCGCACACCGGCGCCCGCGUCCUCACCGGCACCAACACCGACGUCGUCGGCAUCCGCGACGCCUUCUACCACAACGUGCGCGUCCCGGACGCGACCUUCCACGGCCGGCCGGCGCUGGUCGUGGGCGGCGGCGGCGCCGCGCGCUCCGCCGUCUACGCCCUGCGCAAGUGGAUGCGCGCCACCGACAUCUACAUCGUGAACCGCGACGAGGCCGAGGUGCGCGCCGUCGUCGACGAGUGCGUCGCCCGCGGCUUCGGCGACGGCCUCGUGCACGUGCGCGACGUCGAGCAGGCGCGCGCCCUCGAGGGUCCCGGCGCCGUCGUCAGCUGCGUGCCCGAUUUCCCGCCGCGGACCGAGAAGGAGGUCGUCGCGCGCUUGGUGCUGGAGGAGCUGCUCUCGAAGCCGCACAAGGGCGCCGUGUUGGAGAUGUGCUACCAUCCCAGUCCGUGGACCGCGAUUGCGGAGGUGGCCGAGGGGAAGGGUUGGGAAGUCAUUUUGGGGACCGAGGCGAUGAUAUAUCAGGGGCUGGAGCAGGAUAAGUACUGGACCGGCAAGGAAGUUUCCGAGCUGCCGGUGGAGAAGGUCAAGGCGGUCAUCGCUGCCAAGUUGGCCGAGUCGAGCAAGUCGGCAAGCGGCCAUCCAGCCACCAAUGGCCAUUCGAAUGGCACCAACGGCGCCAAUGGUCAGGCCCACUAA
This is a messenger RNA of Diplodia corticola, 999 nucleotides long. Its product is annotated as quinate dehydrogenase. The record is from RefSeq and is a predicted model, not a curated record. The transcript has 3 exons. Gene Ontology annotation, molecular function: shikimate 3-dehydrogenase (NADP+) activity. The coding region runs from base 1 to 999 and encodes 332 amino acids. Gene Ontology annotation, biological process: chorismate biosynthetic process; shikimate metabolic process. Lineage: Eukaryota; Fungi; Ascomycota; Dothideomycetes; Botryosphaeriales; Botryosphaeriaceae.